[Torrubiella] hemipterigena is the source of this 936-nucleotide messenger RNA. Lineage: Eukaryota; Fungi; Ascomycota; Sordariomycetes; Hypocreales; Clavicipitaceae. The record is from the annotation of a GenBank genome assembly.
CGCGAUUCCUUGCUUCACCCCAGCGCCUAGACCAGAGCUCCGCAGGCUAUUAAUGCGCACCGGCAGAUUCAGCGCAGAUACGAAUACGCCACCGUCAGCUUAAUCAAACACCGGUCAAUAUAUAUAGAAGCACCAUCCCGCUCAAGAGUAUCCGCUAGAGCAGAAUUUAUUCAACUGUUAACUCAUCACACAAAUACACAUCCGCCAUAAUGCAAAUCUCCAACCUCUUCACUGUCCUAGCCAUUGCCUCGACCGCGGUCGCCGCACCAGCUCCUGUCGCUGCCCCUCCUACACAGUCGAGCGUCGGCUUCCGUUUGAGAAUCCGUCUCAAGGAUGCUGCCAAGGACUUUACGCCCAGCAUCCGCAACAACUAUCUUGUUAUUAACAAUGGAUACCCCAAUGAUUACGACUUCCUGAGCAUCAACUCGGGAAAGCAUACCCGCACCUGGAUAUUGAACGGCACACAGGCCGAAGUGGACGCCGGCCAGGCUCGCAUCGUUGAUGACUACCCCGAUGCUGUUGGCAGUAUCUACAUUGCCGACGACACCCCCCUGAACUCUGUUCGCAUCUCUAAGAACAACACUGCGACCGGCGUUACUCUCUCGCCUGCAUCCGACCCAGUCUCUUACCUUUUGCCAGAUCAGUACUUUGUUUGCAAGGAUGAUGGCGAGGUUCGCGUCCGCAACAUUGAUCCCGCCAAGGCAUCUUUGGCGCCCAGCACUUGUGUUCCCAUCAGACUUUACCCCGAAUGCCACGAUCUCUUCGACGGUGGUGCCGACACAACCAAUGCCAAGACAGUCCGCUGCUACAGCCUGGACACUAUGCCUGAGCACUAAAACAACUACUCUGAACGACGCCUACGAAAAUAUAUCACACAAAUACGCAUAUAAUAUAAAAUUAAUAUAAUUAUACUGAUAUAAUCUGUCUGCUCUGUCU